AUGCCGCAACUAUCGCAAAAUUCACUACUGGAGAGCUCGUACCGUAGCCUCCAACAAUCGCCACCGUCUCUGUUUGAUACAAUUCGCUGCCCUGCUUUCUUACGUUACAACGUGGUGCAGCGCACGCUCUCAGCUGCAGUGCUUGCUCCUGCAUUGACAGUCUUCCUAUGGCUUUCACCUGCAAUUGCCACGUCUACUGUCUGUAGCUUUAUGACAAGUACAUGCUCAUACGAAUACGCGUGUCUAGCUAAUCGCAUUCGUCUACGACUGUUAACAAGACUCGAGGCGCUUGAGAACUCUACGGGCAACGAAACAAAACCAAGGUUGUCGACCAGCGACAUUUCUUCAAGUGACUCGCAAGAUUAUCACGACGAUAGAUGCACAAGCAUUAAUAGCUUUGAGUGUGAAGUCGCGACUGUUAAUAAGACUGUUGGAAUCAAUAGCCAUGGCACUGCUCAACUGCAUCGAGGACAGUCAAGCGAUGAUGAUAAAUAUUUCGCUCCUAUGCUAUCACGAACUACAGCUUCUCGAGCUUUUCACGAAGAACAAGAGGCUAGGGAAAUGGCUCGAGUGAAUAACGAGUUAAAAGAACAAGAAGCUCGACUCCGUCGCUGUGCAGUCACAAAUGUGGCCACAUCUUUUUUCAAAGGAUACGAGUGGCUGGCGGCCGUGGCCGUUUCUGCUGUCAUGUGUACCAUUUCGUCCGGUAUUUUCUUACUAGCAAUUCAAAAUAUGCCUGUCCUCGCAACAACUGAAUUUUACGCUGCCCGAGCAUUUUACACCAUCGCGACAGGUUUUGUGGCAGCAAUGUGUGCGUGCAUGUCACCUGACUGGCAAUAUGCUGUCGUUAUUUUCGUACAAAAUGCCAUCUUUACAAUCCUCACCUUGCAUUCCACUGCUUGUCCGAUUAAUGUUCUCUCUUGCCACAUGGCCAUUAAGCCAGCACAGAUUGUGUUAGCAGGCAUGAUCGUCUUUAUGAUUUUUCGAUUUGCAACUUCUCGAAGCAAUGCUGAAGCUUUUCUGACCUUUGCAUUAGAUGCUGUGGGUCUGAUCUAUAUUAUUGGUACCUUAUCAGUUCUUGUGGCAUUUGUGGACGAUGAACGACGGACACUGUACCGAAAGUUACUCAUUGCGUUACUUUAUGUCGUGUGGGCGUCCGAUACAGGGGCUUAUGUUACAGGCAAAGCAUUAGCACUUGCAAAGUAUCCGUAUUAUCACCCCCUUGCAGCUCAUUUAUCCAAAAACAAAGAUUAUGAAGGUACUCUUGGUGCAAUUGGGUUUGGAAUCGUCGCUAUGGUUGUGACAUCCGACAAACUCGAAUUACCAGGAUCCUAUAAGGCAAAAGUUCUUUUUACAGUCAUUGCGGUGAUUAUUGGACGCCUUGGAGAUUUGUUUGAAAGUUUAUUGAAACGAGCAGCUGGAGUUAAAGAUUCCGGGACUCUCAUUCCUGGACAUGGCGGCGUGUUGGAUCGUAUUGAUGCUCUAAUGUUUGCAACUCUUGUAUUUUCGCGGUACUAUGCCAUGAUGUAUUGA
Plasmopara halstedii is the source of this 1533-nucleotide messenger RNA. RefSeq lists its product as hypothetical. Gene Ontology annotation, cellular component: plasma membrane. The coding region runs from base 1 to 1533 and encodes 510 amino acids. Gene Ontology annotation, molecular function: phosphatidate cytidylyltransferase activity. NCBI's taxonomy places the organism in Eukaryota, Oomycota, Peronosporomycetes, Peronosporales, Peronosporaceae. The transcript has a single exon. The record is from RefSeq and is a predicted model, not a curated record. Gene Ontology annotation, biological process: CDP-diacylglycerol biosynthetic process.